GCCACGUCUUCUUUUGGACCAAAUCGUCGCCCUAAUUAUUCUUCUAAACCGAAUUCCAGUCCACUUCCAGUUUUAUCGCGUCACGACAACUCAAAUCUCUCUCCGCUCCUUCCUUUCUGCCGACGAUUUCGAGCUCCAGAUCCUGCAAAAUGUCGGCGAAGACAGUGAAAAUAAGCAACAUUUCUUUGUUAGCAUCUCAAAGAGAUGUACAAGAAUUCUUUUCCUUCUCAGGGGGUAUUGAUUAUGUUGAGAUGCAAAGUGAAUCAGAAGAUACUCAAUGUGCAUACGUCACUUUCAAAGAGUCACAGGGUGCAGAAACUGCAGUUCUUCUUACGGGAGCAACUAUUGCUGAUCGUGCUGUUGCAGUUUCACCAGCGCCAAAUUACAAGUUGCCUCCUGAAGCUUACAGGCAGACAUUAGAGGGGAAAUCUUCAUCUACCAGUGCGGCAGUGCAGAAGGCAGAGGAUGUGGUAAGUAGCAUGUUGGCCAAGGGCUUUGUUCUCAGUAAGGAUGCACUCCAGAAAGCCAAAUCCUUUGAUGAGCAGCACCAACUUCUGUUCACUGCCUCAGCUACAGUUGCGUCUCUGGACAAGAGGAUUGGUCUCAGUGAGAAGCUAAGCACUGGUAUGGCCAUGGUCAGCGGGAAGGUCAGGGAGGUAGAUGAGCGAUUCCAAGUAUCGGGGAUCACAAGGUCAGCCCUUGCCACUGCUGAGCAAACAGCCACAACCGCUGGAACAGCUGUUUUGAGCAACAGCUAUGUCUCAACCGGUGCAUCCUGGAUCUCAAGUGCACUUGGCAAAGUAAUGAAGGCAGCUGAGGAUGUUAGCAUGAUGACUAGGGAGAAGGUGGAGAAGGCUGAAGAGGAAAGGAAGGACUUGUUUUGGACCGAGAAAAGUGGGAUUGUGAGUGACUAUGCAAAGGUUCACCUCAACGACUCAUUGCCAAGUGAACCUCCGACUGUGCCUGUGUAUUCUAUGGAUGAGCUGAAGUUGCGGACCUAGUGAGUCACGUACAUUUGAUAAGUUGGUGUAGUUGUUCCCUCUUUUGCUUUGCACAAUCAUUCUUUUGAUGCCCGCACAAUCCAUUGGCAUUACUGGGCAAAUGCAGUAUGAUAGCUGUGUAGCAGAAUAAAAAAUAAUUGGUAUGCCUAAAAUCGGACUUCCAAAUAAAGUACAUUUGUGUUCACCAGUCAA
Molecule: messenger RNA, 1193 nt
Organism: Zingiber officinale
Lineage: Eukaryota; Viridiplantae; Streptophyta; Magnoliopsida; Zingiberales; Zingiberaceae
Product: binding partner of ACD11 1-like
Exons: 5
Coding region: 150-1001 (283 amino acids)
Molecular function (GO): RNA binding
Source: RefSeq, a predicted model, not a curated record